GGAAGGUGAUAACAGAAUGCGGUGUUGUCCUGAGGGGCCCCUGGAGCCGUGACCGCUUGGCCUGGAGUUUUCCCAGAAUGCUUCCUACCAGGAUGUGCAAGUGGUGCUACUCGACAUGUUACAUGUUCCUGUGGAGGCUGUGUGUGAUGAAAUAAGGAUUCGAAGGACGCAGAGAGCAAAAACAUCAGCGGAGGAACGAGACGGUAGAACCAGGAGAAAGUCUGUGAAGAAUGUUUGGUCAUGAGAAUGUCCUGUGGUGCGUCCUGCUCUCCUGGGUGGGUCUGGGACUCUCAGCUCUAAUCACUACUCAGGGACACUUUGGCGUCACCGACAAGAACUACGAUAACUUUGCUGUGGGGUAUCCAGGCUCAAAUUAUCGGUCAACCCUAAGUAGUAUAUAUCUUCCUGCAGGGAUGAGCGAACAGCAGGCUCUGCUGUGGUGUCUUUACAAGUGCGUCGAGACCCCUUACUGCCACUCCUUCGUCGUCGACAAAGGCCUCACCUACUGCUCAUUGACCGGUUAUGACACUUGUGUUGAUCAUUCCAGUCAGCUGUACGGGGUGCCAGGCGUGCGGACGUACGACGUUAGGAUAGGAAGCUUGCCAAAGCCCAUCCGGACCUGCUACAGCUCUUGUACCGGCUCGUGCGCCUACUGCGGAAGGAUGAACUGCAAGGGCGUGAAUUGCGACACCUGUGCGCACUUCUGCUGGGACCCCCAAGUUUACAACAUCACAGAUUCAGUUCUUCUUUGGCCAGACCUCGCGCUGUACAUGUCAAUUUUUUACAGUUGCGACAAAGGCUGGCAGAAUAUUUGGGAAUACAAUGAAGUCAGUCAUGUGGCCACGUCAUAUGCGUAUCCUCUGUUGUUUACCGGGCCAACGACUCUCCGCCUGGCUGUGAUUUACAAUUACACCACCAUUCUCUACUCCUACUUCAACAACUUCACCUUCGCCGGAAACAUGAUCUCCGUCGGGUCCUACCUCGGGGGCAAGGCGGGAAACUACUGGAAGGCGCCCUUUGAGAACCAGUCCUUGAUUUUCAACGCCAGCUGUCCGUUCUUCUACCCGGCAUCCAAUAUCAACUGUAACCUGACAGCCGUGAGCAACUCCAGCAUUACAUGGCUGUCAGGGUUCUCUGCUUUUGACGCCAAUGUCACCGCCACCAAUAUUAACGUAACCAAGGUUCAGUUCUGGGUCAUUCCGAAGGGCAUGGAGUGGCUCAAACUGGGAUAUUAAUUAGUCAUUAACGUUAUCGGAACCCUCAUGAUCAAGACCGACGAUGUUGACCGUCCCAUGAUGACAAAAUCGGCCUGGACAAUAGACCACACAUCCGCAAUAAAUACGAAAAAAACUACAAAUAAGGCCAUUUUGACGGAUGCGAUGCAGUAACUGAAGAAACACUACUUCUAAAGUUGCUGUGAACGCAUUAUAGAAUGAUGCAUGAAAUUACAAAGCCAUGAACGCAACUGGGAACGGCAAAUCAUGGAAUGAAGAAAAUCAUUCCGUCUGCAAUGUUGCUCAAACAUCUCUCUCUCUCUCUCUCUCUCUCUCUCUCUCUCUCUCUCUCUCUCUCUC
Procambarus clarkii (red swamp crayfish) is the source of this 1574-nucleotide messenger RNA. NCBI's taxonomy places the organism in Eukaryota, Metazoa, Arthropoda, Malacostraca, Decapoda, Cambaridae. The record is from RefSeq and is a predicted model, not a curated record.